Molecule: messenger RNA, 2494 nt
Organism: Impatiens glandulifera
Lineage: Eukaryota; Viridiplantae; Streptophyta; Magnoliopsida; Ericales; Balsaminaceae
Product: phosphatidylinositol/phosphatidylcholine transfer protein SFH13-like
Exons: 16
Coding region: 379-2229 (616 amino acids)
Source: RefSeq, a predicted model, not a curated record
CAGGGACACGUAAACCUGGAUAUGGAAACGAGAAGAAUGGGUGACACGCCAUAAAACUAAGCAACCGCGAAAAGCAGCAAGUGACGCCUGGAACUUGUUGAGAGAAAAAGGAGGUCACGUACAGAAGAGACGAGAGAAAAGGAAUUCCAGAUCUCCUUCUUCCUCCGUCUUUUCUCUCGCUCCAUCAGUCUCAUUUCACAAGUUCCAGGGGUUAUUACCUUUCGAGUAAUGUAUGAUCUGUUUCUCAUUUGCGUUUAAUCCAAGGAACACGCAUUUGGAUCCAACUGGUGUUUUCUUCUGCCGAAUCUACAAGAAGCUUGUGUUCUGUCACUUAUGUUCUGGUAGGCUACCUACCUGUUACCUGUUGCACCGACAAAAAUGUUAGGUCCUGAAGGAGAAUGGACUCUUGGUGAAACUAAACAAGGAAGACUUCUUUCUGAGUACUACAAUGACGAGAGAAGGAAGUCAAAGAUCAGUGCUUUGAGAAAUAAAGCAAUGAACGUUUCAAAUAAAUUUACUCAUUCUCUCAAGAAGAAAGGGAAGAGAAAACUUGAGUCCCGGGUUCCACCAGUUUCCAUUGACGGCAUUUGUGACACAAAGGAGGAAGUUGCUGUAGAAGAAUUUCGUCUAAAGCUCCGUGAAAGGAACUUGUUACCCUUUAGACAUGAUGACUAUUACAUGCUAUUGAGAUUCUUAAGAGCAAGAGAUUUUGAUAUUGAGAAAACGAUCCAGAUGUGGGACGAAAUGCUUAAAUGGAGGUUGGAGUAUGGAGCAGACACCAUACUAGAGGACUUUGAUUUUGAAGAAUUAGAAAAGGUGUUGCAAUAUUAUUCUCAAGGAUACCACGGGGUUGACAAGGAAGGCAGGCCUGUUUAUAUUCAGCGGCUUGGACAAGCUCAUCCCCAAAAUCUCAUGAAUAUUACCACAAUUGAUCGCUACUUAAGAUACCAUGUUCAAGAGUUUGAGAGGGCUUUUCAUGAGAGAUUUCCUGCAUGUUCUGUUGCAGCAAGGAGACGCAUCUGCUCCACCACAACUAUUUUGGACGUGCAAGGGUUGGGCAUUAAGAAUUUCACAAGGGAAGAAACAAAUCUCCUUGCAUCUAUGUCAAAGAUAGAUAACAGUUAUUACCCUGAGACGCUGCAUAGGAUGUAUAUCGUCAAUGCUGGUCCUAGCUUCAAGAAAAUUCUUUGGCCUGCUGCACAGAAAUUCCUUGAUUCCAAGACCAUAGCGAAAAUACAGGUGCUGGAGCCCAAGUCCUUGUCCAAGUUACUUGAAACAAUAGAUUCAAGUCAAUUGCCGGAUUUUUUGGAAGGAUCAUGUACAUGUUCAGCUGAGGGUGGCUGCCUUCGAUCUAACAAGGGUCCUUGGAAAGAUCCUGAAAUCAUGAAGCUUGUACAUGAUGUAGAAGGGAAGUUUUCAAAGCAGAUAACCAGAACUUCUAAUGAAUGUGGGAAAACUGAUUUAUAUAUUUAUAUACACCCUCCUAAGGGAGGAAUUGUUGACACAUCAAACACAGAAUCUGGUUCAGAUAUUGAUGAUUCCUGUACUUCAACUAGGGAGUGUAGCUUCAGAUUUCCACACCUGGCACCUCUUCAUGAAGAAGCAAUUGUACCAGAAACUACUACUUAUUAUAGCUGUGAUGAUGAGUUUGUCCCAGCCGGUGAAGCUCUUGAUCCCGAGGUUGGAAUUGCAGAGGAUCAUAGUCACUCACUUAAAUCCAUCAGUCUAAUACACCCAUCUGGUACUUUGUUACCACCGAUCAGAUGGCUUGAGGUUGUCCAUGAAAAAGUUAACAAAUGGGAUUUGCUGUGUAUUAUUGUGAAGGCAAUGAUGUCAACAAUGGCCAAAUUGAUGGUUUUUAAAUCAUUGAGAAGGCAUAAGAGUAUUUAUCCAUCCAAUUCAGUGAAAGAAACAAUGGUCCCGUUGCCACCGUCGCCGCCACCACCACACAGUACUGAAGUAGUCUUGCAAGAUGAUGUAGUUUCAUUUGUACAUCGUCUUCAGAGACUUGAAAGCUUGUUGAAAGAAGUUGAUAACAAGCCAGUUGAAAUUCCUUUUGAGAAGGAUCAAAUGCUUCUUCAAUCUUUGGAAAGGAUAAAAUAUCUAGAGCUUGACCUGGAGAAAACAAAAGGGGUACUUCAUUCUGCUGUGGUUAAACAACUUGAGAUUGCCCAAUUUAUUGGAGGUUUGCAACAAUCAAGAUGUCGUCAAAGGAGGUUUUUCUGCUGAAGGAUGCAUAUGAAAGAAGUGGAGUAAAGGCAUAAAAUGGAUGGGGAAGGAAGAUAUAGUAUAAUAAUAAUAGCUGAAAGAAUAGGCAUAACUAAAUUUCAGUUGAGAGUUAAUAUGCUGCCACUAAAUAAUAAUAAUAAUGUAAGGCUUCUGGUAAUGUGAUGUUUUAUUCUAGUCUGGAUUAGCCUAGAAACUGCUAUAGAUAUGAACAAAGGUUUGACAAAGAAAAAGAGGAAAUGGUAAGAAGCAUACUUAUUGUUGCUGG